Ipomoea nil (Japanese morning glory) is the source of this 934-nucleotide messenger RNA. RefSeq lists its product as uncharacterized. Bases 241 to 753 code for a protein of 170 amino acids. The transcript is spliced from 3 exons. The record is from RefSeq and is a predicted model, not a curated record. Lineage: Eukaryota; Viridiplantae; Streptophyta; Magnoliopsida; Solanales; Convolvulaceae.
AGAGAGAUCAUGCGGUGAAUCCAGAACCAGCGAAGCUAAUUGUGCGUUUCGCUUUCGUCAAUGGUACUUUGCGCUAGGGCAAUUGUACCUUGCUCUGAACUUUUGAAUUUUGACUCUGAAUCAUCGUCUCCCUUUUUAUUAAUGAAGGAAUAAAAUCCACGCCCCUAAACAUAUUCCUUAUCCACGGCUGAAGUCACGGGAAGCGACAAACAGCGGCGCCGGCGAAGUUCACCGCAGAAUAUGGAAGCGAUAAGAGCAGGCACAAGGUUUUCACUCAGCGCCGUGCGAUUGGAAUCCGGCAGCAGCUCAGACAACGGCACUAGACCUUCUCCACACGAUCGGAACGCAGCAAGCCCAGCUCCCCUUCUCUCGGUUUCCAAGCCUUCGUGGAUCGUCAGAACAGAGUCAAAUAUUCGAAGAGAACGAAGACAGAAGCCGGAUCCUCCUUGCGUAGUCUGCAGAGGGAAUGGGAGAGUGGAGUGCUACGAUUGUAAUGGAAGAGGAAGGACAAAUUAUGUGGAUAUGGAGAUGCUUCCGAAAGGAAAGUGGCCAAAAUGGUGUAGGACUUGUCGUGGAAGUGGGAAGAACCACUGUUCUCGCUGCCUCGGGACAGGGGAGUAUCGCUAUAUAAUGGGAUUCGGGUUAAUGCAUAGACAAUCCGCUGAUAAUGAGCGUGGCACAAUAGGUGAUAGAAGAAGACGGAUAAUAAGUGCAGAUGAUUUGCUUGUAAAUGAUGAAGAAGAAUGCUUGUAGUAAUUCGUAUUGAUAGUAGUAGUAGUAGUUCUAGGAAUGUAAGAACAAGCAGUUUCAGUAUAAGUGUCUGGAAUGAAUGAUAUUUCUGUAGUAUAAGGGGAAAGCCUCCCACAGUACAUUGUCUCAACUACAACCAUAUCGGCUUUUACAGUUUCUGUGUAUGAAUUCUAUACAUUCUGCA